Messenger RNA from Pipistrellus nathusii (Nathusius's pipistrelle), 1956 nucleotides. The record is from the annotation of a GenBank genome assembly. Lineage: Eukaryota; Metazoa; Chordata; Mammalia; Chiroptera; Vespertilionidae.
AUGGCCGCGGAGCGCGCCCGCACAGCGGCGGCGGGAGCCCGGGGGCCCGGGGAGCGGGGUGCUCCGGAGGGGACCCGGGCGCCGGCGGCGGAGCGCUGCGCGCGGCUGCCCGGCCCGGGCGCGUGCGGGCUGCUGGCGCUCGCCCUCUGCGCGCUGGCGCUCAGCCUGCUCGCCCACGUUCGGACGGCGGAGCUGCAGGCCCGCGUGCUGCGCCUGGAAGCCGAGUGCGGGGAGCGGCAGAUGGAGACGGCUAUUUUGGGACGAGUCCACCAACUGCUGGAUGAGAAAUGGAAGCUGCACUCCCGGAGGCGCCGAGAAGCCCCGAAGACGUCUCCAGGGUGUCACUGCCCUCCAGGACCUCCUGGUCCUGUUGGGAGACCUGGCCUCCCGGGCGACAAAGGUGCCAUUGGGAUGCCCGGACGUAUGGGGGCCCCAGGAGAUGCCGGGAUGUCCAUCAUCGGGCCCCGAGGGCCCCCUGGCCAGCCGGGCACCCGAGGGUUUCCUGGAUUUCCGGGUCCCAUUGGGCUGGACGGCAAACCGGGCUACCCCGGACCCAAAGGAGAGAUGGGCCUGGCGGGUCCCCGAGGACAGCCGGGGCCCCAAGGAGAGAAAGGAGAAAAGGGUCAGUGUGGAGAAUACCCGCACCGGCUGCUGCCUCUCCUCAAUUCAGUGCGACUGGCUCCACCCCCAGUCAUUAAAAGGCGGACCUUCCAGGGUGAACAGGGCCAGGCCGGUAUCCAAGGCCCACCAGGGCCCCCAGGCCCUCCUGGACCAAGUGGACCUAUGGGGCAUCCAGGGCCCAUGGGGCCACCUGGCUUUCCUGGGCCUCCUGGACCGAAGGGAGACCCAGGGAUCCAGGGGUACCAUGGCCGGAAGGGAGAACGGGGCAUGCCAGGGAUGCCGGGCAAACACGGAAUGAAGGGGGCUCCUGGCAUCGCUGUGGCUGGGACAAAGGGAGAACCAGGAACCCCAGGAGCCAAGGGGGAGAAGGGCGCCGCGGGCCUCGGCCUCCCCGGGCAGAAGGGAGAGAAAGGCGAUUCUGGCAACUCCAUUGGAGUAGGCAGAGGGGAGCCCGGCCCCCCAGGGCUCCCCGGGCCCCCGGGGCCAAAGGGAGAAGCUGGUGUCCAUGGCCAGGCCGGCCCCCCCGGAAAGCAGGGGGACAAGGGGGACCCCGGAGUGCCUGGAGCGCAGGGACCAGCUGGCCCCAAGGGCUCCAAGGGAGAGGCCGGGGAAGGAGAGGCGGUGGAGUGCAACGCCAGCAUCAACGAGGCGCUCCAGGGGCCCCCUGGUCUUCCGGGGCAGAUCGGCCCCCCUGGAGCUCCAGGGAUCCCAGGCCAGAAGGGGGAGAUUGGACUGCCAGGCCCUCCAGGCCACGAUGGGGAAAAGGGACCUCGAGGCAAACCAGGAGACACAGGCCCUCCUGGUCCCCAAGGCCCCCCGGGAAAGCCUGGGCCCACAGGAACAAGGGGAGAAGACGGACAUCCGGGGAGCCCGGGAGAGAAAGGGGAGAAAGGGGAGACGGGGCAGUCAGGCCCACCGGGGCUCCAAGGCAUUCCUGGACCAAAGGGGGAAGCAGGACUAGAUGGAGCGAAAGGAGAGAAGGGUGUCCAGGGAGAAAAAGGAGACCGAGGUCCUCUGGGAUUGCCUGGAGCUUCAGGUUUGGACGGCAGACCUGGGCCACCGGGCACUCCAGGACCAAUCGGAGUCCCAGGCCCGGCCGGACCAAAGGGGGAGAGGGGCAGCAAAGGCGACCCUGGGAUAACAGGACCAACGGGAGCAGCUGGGCUUCCGGGUUUACACGGACCACCCGGGGACAAAGGAAACCGGGGGGAGAGGGGGAAGAAAGGCUCUAGAGGGCCUAAAGGGGAUAAGGGAGACCAAGGAGCGCCUGGAUUAGAUGCCCCCUGCCCGUUGGGCGAAGAUGGCUUACCAGUCCAGGGCUGCUGGAACAAGUGA